UUCUUUGUUCGAAGAUUUCAAGCGUGCGUAGAGACUUUUCUCCGUAUUUAGCGGGGAACUCAAACUCACGUGAUUCUCGACUUUGCGGCAUCGAUAAACCAUGUGCAAGUUGUAUUGCAAGCAGCCCAUGCUCCUAAUAAUGAUUCUUGCCACCGUCGACGCACAGUACGUGGAGUACCGCUUUCAAUGCAAUUCCGACGAAGUACUUCUAAGGAGCUACGUGCCUCAGCUCGACCGCUUCUGCAAGCCUUGGCUCGCGCUGGCGACUGAGCUUUACAAGCAUCGCUGGUGCCUCUGCAAAGACGGUUACGUCCGUAACGCCUGGGGCGACUGCAUCUCCCACCGCGAGUGCAGCAGCUGUGCGAGCGAGCGUCACUCGGACUUCAACGGCUGCUCAUCGGCAUGUCCGCUGGUCUGUGGAAAACCCGAACCGCAGAUCUGUACGAGGCAGUGCGUGGUUGGCUGCGCCUGCGCACCGGGAUACGUACUUGACCCCUGGGGCAAAAGACCGUGCGUCCCCGUAGCCGGAUGCCCACCAGAGUGCCCGCGGUACUCCAGCUUCCAGUUGUGCACGUCCAACUGUGCGCCCACGUGUAAUGGACCUCGACAGGACAUCUGUGCGAUGACUUGCGACAACGGCGAAUGCGUAUGCUGGCCCGGAUUCUACAAAGUGUUCCGGAAGGGCGAGAAGCACUGUGUUCCGCCAAACCAGUGUCCCAGGACGCAAUAAACACUGUGUUCACAAAAAGA
Molecule: messenger RNA, 750 nt
Organism: Dermacentor andersoni
Lineage: Eukaryota; Metazoa; Arthropoda; Arachnida; Ixodida; Ixodidae
Product: mucin-5B-like
Source: RefSeq, a predicted model, not a curated record